CCGUUCAUUCGUCUUUUGAAAUUCGCUUCGAACGGUUGUCAGUCUCUGGACUUUUGUACAACCAGUUCGAGCCAAAAACUUAACUCCGCGCGAAAAGCAUAGGAAAUACAUCGCUAGGAAAUAUUAAAGAACAUUGAUACUUGGAUAUAAAAACAUUUUUCACCCAAAAACUUGACUUAUGCUUAAGUGAAGAAGCAGAACCUGAGGAUUCUACUAAUUGGACAAUAAACAGUUAAGUCACCAUAAAAUCUACAACCCGCGCGUUUUCUGGUUAAUGAAUUAAAAGAAAAAAGUGUGCGUGUGCUACAAGUGGAUAUAAAACUCGAUUUCUGGGCCCCCGAUUUUUUGGUUGCAACACACACAUUGUAACGGGAAGUGGCUCAACAAGUGGCUCGGGGAUUAUCUAAUAAAACCCCUACUACCGAAAAUCAUACAAAUCAUAUAGAUUAAACGGGGCAGCAGCAACAACAAAAUAAAUAUAUCAAUUUUAAAACAACCAAAGACCCAAUGUGUGUGUAAGUUAGUGCCUGCAUAUGUAUGUGUGUGAGUCGAGAAACGCAGAACAGCAGCAACAACAAUAACAAGAGCGACUACAACAACGCUACAACGGCAACGUCGACAGCACGCAACAACAACAGCAACAACGGCGGCUGUGAGUGCGACGGAGACGGCAACAGCGUGAGUCAUUUAAGUGAAAUGAAAAUGCGGAUAAAGCGAGAAGCGCCGUGUCUUCUGUUAUUUAUGCCAAUCCAAAAUACCAACAACAACAAUCGUAUUGGUGCCAAUCAGAAGGACUAUCCCAACAAGCGGUCCAGGGAGAAUCUGGCAUGUGACGAGGUGACAUCGACGACGUCAUCUUCCACGGCAAUGAACGGCGGCGGACGGACGCCGGCGCUAACCCGCAGCUGCUCCAGUCCGGCGGUCUACGAUAUAGAAACACAUCCCGCCUCGCCCGUGUUCCCGCAUCUAUUGCUGGGCAAUGGCCGCGAUGCCAACGAUCCCAGCAGCGUGGGCGCCAACUGUGUGCUGAAUGUUACCUGCCAAAGUCCCAAUGAGAGCCAUCUGCAGGGCCUCAAGUACAUGCAAAUACCUGCCAGCGAUACGCCCCAUCAGAACAUUAAACAGUACUUCCAGGAGGCCUACGACUUCAUCGAAGAUGCACGGAAAACGGGUUCCCGGGUGCUGUUGCACUGCCACGCGGGGAUUUCACGCAGCGCCACCAUAGCCAUCGCCUACGUCAUGCGCUACAAGUCGCUCUCCCUGCUGGAGGCCUACAAACUGGUGAAAGUGGCCCGGCCGAUCAUCUCGCCCAAUCUGAACUUCAUGGGCCAGCUGCUGGAGCUGGAGCAGAAUUUGCGCAAGAGUGGCAUCCUGGCGCCCGCAACCCCGCUUCUGAAUAGUCCUAGUAAUCCGUCAGGAUCUUCGGUGGGUUUAAGUACCUCGUCUAGUCAACUGGUGGAGCAGCCGGAGCAGGAGGAGAUCGAGGAGAAGCGGGAGCAGCGGGACCGCGGCAAAUCCAAGUCGGAUAGCGAGGCCAUGGACGAGGAUGUGUACGACUACGACGAUGUGGACAGUGGUGCCGGCAGCCUGGCGGGCAGUAAUUGCUCCUCACGACUAACCUCACCGCCGAUUACACCGGAAGACGAGGCGCCCAGCACUUCGGCGGCAGCUUCCACAGUCUCUGAACUGGAUUCACCCAGCUCCACAACCAGCAGCGGAAUCUGCACCCUGCUGCAGUCCACCAGCUCCUCCGAAUCCUGCGCAAUCAGCAAGCCAAACCUGCUGUCGCCCACGAGGCAGCUGGCACUGUUUAAGCGGAAUUCGCCCGCCAAACUGCGAUUAAAUCUGGAGUCCAGUUAUGCGCCCGCGUCACCCAUCCCAAAGUCCAUGCUCCAUACUCCCGUCUGCGAGGAGGCGCCGGAAGGCAGGAACAUCCAUUUGGCCGGCAACUCGACGAGGGACUGAGAUAGGAUCCCCGCGAGAAGUCGCCGCCAACUAGCAGCUGUGAAACGAAAAAAAAUGUACAGCCAAUUGCCACAUUCUUUAUGAUCAAAAUCAGAUUCGAUAAUACUGUACUUCUCUUUAAAAACAUGUAAAAUAUGACCACGUUUUAAGUUUUUUAUCACUUUUGAACUACUAAAACUUAAGAAUAUUUUACCUGGCUGUAAGAAAAUAUGGAUUAUAUCAAAUCAAAAACGGCAAGAGGGCUGCUACUUCCUAUACAAAAAGGUGAUGCUAAAUGAUUUAGGGUCACCUGUGAAACGUGUAAAUAAGAACGUUCAUAAACUGUACAUACAAGCGUACCUAAAACGAAACACACAUGGAAUAGGAAUACAAAUUGCAGCUUAAACUACUUGCAAUACUUGUUAAAGGCUUUUGUAAUGUAUUUCUUCGCAACCCUGAACCAACACAGAACAUAACAACUAAAGUAAUCCAAAACAACAAACUGGAGAAAUUGUUUGAGAAGAAAAACAAACCUCGUAUAUGUUAAUUUAGUUUAAUUUUAGUCGUAAGCGAAACUUAACUAUACCUACUACACACAUAAACUAUAUUAAAAUUCACAUAGAACAAUGAAAAUCCAAAAUGCACUGCAACUAUUUCUGCUGACUUGCCACACAACACGUACUCCCCUACCCAACUCCCAAAAAUAUAAGAAACCCCGCCAUAUACACAGCAAAGAUCUUAUCAAAACUGUUCUAAGUUUUAUCAAUCCGCUAUAGCCACACCACACUAUAAACUUGCAUGUAAUUUAGUUACUUCUUGAAAGUGAGGAAAGUUUGUGUUUUCUAGUUUUAGUUAUUUAUAUAAAAGAGCGCGUGAGAGUAUAAUGAAUGCGAUUUAAUUCAUUUGAAUUAGGCAGUAAAUCUAAUAGGCUAAGCUACACUCGAAAUGUGUAACCCGUGUGUUAAGUAAACGGAAAUUAUAAUAGUAACCAAA
Drosophila elegans is the source of this 2937-nucleotide messenger RNA. It is a transcript of the gene puc, whose product is annotated as dual specificity protein phosphatase 1-B. Gene Ontology annotation, cellular component: cytosol; cytoplasm. The record is from RefSeq and is a predicted model, not a curated record. Gene Ontology annotation, molecular function: MAP kinase tyrosine/serine/threonine phosphatase activity; protein tyrosine/threonine phosphatase activity. Lineage: Eukaryota; Metazoa; Arthropoda; Insecta; Diptera; Drosophilidae. The transcript is spliced from 4 exons. Gene Ontology annotation, biological process: protein dephosphorylation; negative regulation of MAPK cascade. The coding region runs from base 538 to 1965 and encodes 475 amino acids.